Pararge aegeria (speckled wood butterfly) is the source of this 11977-nucleotide messenger RNA. RefSeq lists its product as uncharacterized. Lineage: Eukaryota; Metazoa; Arthropoda; Insecta; Lepidoptera; Nymphalidae. The transcript is spliced from 21 exons. The record is from RefSeq and is a predicted model, not a curated record. Bases 212 to 7219 code for a protein of 2335 amino acids. Gene Ontology annotation, molecular function: acireductone synthase activity; magnesium ion binding.
UCAAAUUUCGCUAUUCAAACUGCCGCAUGUCGCAGCUGUGCCUGUGGUCUGUGGACUGUCAUUUAAAGGCGCGAAACGUUAGAGAAAGAAAUCUGUGAUUAAUAUUUUAAUGUAAAAUGUAAAUAAAAUAUUGCGUUGAUACGUGAUUAAGUAACACAAAACAACAGUAUUUUGUCGCCGCAAUUUUGAGAAUUUGUAGAAGUGUUCCACAAUGUUCGAAAGGAGUGAAGUUUCGAUGCUUUCGUCACCAUUACAUAUUCAGGAUAGCUCAAAAGAUAAUCAAGAGGUAUCAGAAGUCAGUCAAGGGUCUAAAGAGCCCAUUACAAGCGAUGACGAAGCUGGGCCAGUCACCAGGAGAAAACGAGCCACGAAUUUUUCAGACAGCGAUAGCGAUUUGGAUAAAGGGAGUAAGGAUAUCGAAGAUAAUGGCGCAUCCCCAAGUAAAUCUGGUCAUAUCGUUUAUAAUGAUAGUAUCAGUUCAUUCAAUAACGUCACCAAGAAAUCUCGAAUUAAACAUAUUGAUGAUACUUCUGAAAGUGAAAAUAGCUUCUCUGAAGGUAAUAAACAACAGAAAAAGUCUCUCAGAUCGGAACUCAAAAUGAAGAGACUAAAAGACAAGUUCAAGGGUUUGAUUUCUCACCAACUAAAGAGUUCACAAGAGGUUGAUGCUGAAUGUAAUUUGAAAUUACCCAAUUCUGAUGUUGAGAGAAGUGAAAAAUCUGAUGAAGAAGUAACUUGUCUUAAUGUUAAACAGAAAGUACAGAAGUCUGCCUAUUUAAUGAAAUCCAUUUGUGAUCCAGACACCUCUGACGAGGAAAGUAAUACAAUAACAAUGCAUAAAAAAGUAUCAAAGCCUAAACCUAGAAGAACAAAACCUACAUCACCAAAGCCUAUGAGAAUGUCAGCAAAACAAGCAAUGGAAAACAUGCACAAAAUAAAAAGUGAAUCCAAUCGGAUGUUGCGAGAGAAACAAGUUUCACUUCCAUACCAUAGACCAAAGGCUUUAUCUCUUAAAGACAUCUUGAGUAGAAGGAAGACUGCAGUUACAUCUGAUGGAAAGGCACUCCCUAUAAAAAUGAAUAAUGAUCAGCUAAAACAAUAUGUCUCAUUAUUAGAACAAAGACAAAAGGAAGUGAUUGAGCUAUGUAAAAGUGAUACGGAAGAAGAAGAAGAAGAAGAAGAUUGUCCAGAAGAUGAAGCAAAUGUUAAAAAUUGCCUCUCUAUAGACACCACAAUGGAUGUUGAAAAAGAACUAGGCUUAGAAGCUAAUACCAAUGUAGCACAAAUUUUUGAAGCAACUAAUGCUGAUUUUCAUAAUUACAACAAUUGCACUGACGGCAAUCAAGAAAGUAUAACUAAGUCCCAAAAUACUGAGCAAGUUAAUUCUAGUUUGAAUAAUGAGACAAGUUGUAAUGAAAGCAAUAAUCAAGAAAAUAUUGUUAUAUCCCAAAAUGCUGAGGAGGUUCAUGCUAAUUCCAAUAAAGAAACAUGUUGUAUUGAAAACAGUGCUAAAGAAACUAUAAAUUAUAGAAACCAAACAGUUUCUUUAAUGGGGACAGAAAUGGUAAAUCAACCUAUUAUCAUUGAUUUGGAUAAAAAACAUGAUGAAACUGCAUUUAACAUUAGUAAAAAAAAUAACAAGAAACAAAAAUUGGACCUUAUGUUAGAAAAAUCAUCUGAAAAACAAUCUGUUGAUAUACCUGAACGUUGCACAGAACGAGAAAGUCAAAAUAUGAAAUUGCAUUAUGAUUCAGAGAAAGCUGAAUUAAUUCAAGAGAGUGAACAUAGUAAAAUAAUUACUUCAAUAGAUCCUACAACUAGUAUAGAAAAACAACAAACAGAAUUACUAGAUAGUGAUGAUGGUGAAUUUUUAGACAACGAUUUUAAUUAUGAUGAAAUUGACAAACUGAUCGAAAAUGCAGAAAUAGCUUGUGAUGGAGGACAAAAAUCGUCAACUCAUGAAAAUGCUGAAUUUGUUCCAAACCCAAAACUGACUGGAGCACCUGGGAUGGUUAUAGUCUUAGAUAAUAAUGAUCCACUGGUACCAAAACAGCUAAGUGGUGUUGAUCUUUUAAAAGAGAGAUUUACUUAUUUUGCUAAACUAAAGUCUUUAGAAGACAUGGAAAAAGACAGGGAGAAAAAGUUUAAACCUGGCGUCCAGCACCUGAAACUUAAACGAGAGCUAGAAGAUCGAAUAGCUGAACAAAGAUCUAUGGAAUGGGAAAAAAGACUUGAAGAAGAGAAGCGGCUUAAGUCUGAAAUUAAUGGCCAUUUCUCAGGUGACGAUAUAGAAAAACUAGAAGCUAAGCUGGAAGACAUAGUUGAUAAAGUGGACAAUGAAAGCUCUGAAGGCGAAACGGAACCAGAAGAGAAUGAUGUCAUAUUAGAAGAUAAACCAAAAAAUCGUAAUCCCAUGGUUGACGAUGAAGCCGAGGAAUCCGAGGGUGAUGAAGAAAUUUGUGGGAAUGAUAAUGAAGAUAAGAAUUUUGAAAUGGACAAUGCUGAUGAUGGUGAUGAAGCGGACUUAGAAGAUGAUGACGAAACAAGUGAUAGUUCUUCAGAAUCUGAAGAUGAUAUUGAAAGUAAACCUAGGAAAGGAAGAAUAUUGAAGGCGUUUGAAGACUCUGAUGAUGAAUCCACUGGUGUAAAGAGUAUGUUGGAAUAUAAUGCAGGCAACAGUGAAAUAACAGGAAACAUAGUCAAUGUAGAAACUUCUAAGAAACGUGAAGACAGUGAUAUUAUUAAAGACAGUCAAGAUGUUGAGCUACAUUUAGCUCAAGGAAAUAAAUCAUCUGAUGAUUUGUUCACCACCCAAGAUUCUGAUAAACCGAACCUCAUUGUAGCUGCUUUAAAUAAAAUUAGCAAUGAUAAUGUCAGUGCAGACUUGGGUACACAAACCUUUUCAAUUUUAGGUACCCUAGGUGCUAAUCAAACAGUAAAUCUUAAUUCUCCAGAAAAAACACCUGUAUGUAGAACACAGACUCUAAAAGAUGAUUUGAAUUUACUUAUUGGUGCAUGUCCGGAUAAAUUUUCAUCACAAACGACUCUCCCAGAAUUUUCACAAACUCAAGAAUUUGGUGAUGAUGUAGCACUAUGUACUGGCAAAUUUUAUGAUAACCCGUUCAUAUCUCAAGAUGAUAAAACAGAAAAGGUUUAUUCUCCAGUUAAAUCGAUUGUAGGCUCUCAAACACAGGAAUUUGGUGAUGACACAGUGGCUCUUUGUACUGGGAAAUUUAAUGAUAACCCCUUUGUUUCACAAUAUGGAGAAAAUAGUGAAAUAAAUAAAUUAGAAACAUUACAGGCAACUCAAAAAGAUAAUGACAUUGAGAUGGUUACGAAGAACGAUACAGGAGUGCCAAAUAUUAAUGCAGAGGGGAUUUUAACUGCUAAUAACGUGGAAAAAUCCAUUUUAAAUUCUAUACUUGAGGAUUUAGAUGGUCCAGAUUUUGAACAACCUAAAAACAAGUAUUUCCCUAGUGAGUAUAACGAAAGAACGAAUAAGGAGCAUAAUCUUGUAAAGAAGAAACUUGUGAUCGAUUCUGAUGAUGAAACUAAUGAUGGUAUUUCUCAGAAGAAAAUUAAGAAGCUAAGGAAAAGAAAAGCUGAAGAUAGGGCGUUGCAGAUAUCAGAUGACGAAGAAGAAGAAGCAGAUUUAAAAGACCAGACUGAUAUUGAGUCUGAUAUGAAUGAAGAUGAAGAAAGGAUAGUAGAGUAUGACUCUGAAGAGAACGAGGUUGAAGUACGACAAAAAACAUCAAAGAAGAAGCGUAUAGGUGCUUUCUUCGAAAACGAAGCUGAGUUGACCUCGGAGGAUGAGUGGGUUGGUUCAGGGGAUGAGGAUGAGAGGGGACUGGAUAGAAUGGAGCGAGAAGAGGGGGAUGAUGAAACCUUCCAUCAGGGACAGUUGCAAAGGGAAAUCGGGCAGAUUCACAUGCGUGAAGUACUCGAUCAGGAUAAGCGUGAGGUUCGAAUGAUUCAAGAACUUCUAUUUGAGGACGGUGAUCUUGGAGACGGUCAUCGGCAACGGAAGUUCAGGUGGAAGAAUGCAGACGGAGAAGAAGAAACCGGUACAAAUCCAAAUGAAUUCCUAGAUACGCAAGAAGAAGAAUUUGAAUCCGAGGAACAGUGGAGAAAGCAGAGGCAUGAAAGGGAAAUGUUUCUAAGGAACUUGCAAGAAAAAGAUGAAACAGAUUUAAAUACAAGUAUAAACAGAACGGCUAUUAUCAAAGCGAACCUGUGCUCAAGAAGUAUGUCAACGUUACUAUCUGAAACUAAUAGAAUCCAAACAAAGGCAAAAGCUGAAAAAGACGACACAACGGCUACUACUGUGACGAAAACUGCUCGAGAUGUUUCUAGUCCAAAGAAAUCCUUCACGAUAUUUCAGCAAAAUUACCAUGGUUCACUGUUGACACGAGGCCGGGGUGCACUCGCUAGACUAGCCGCUCUCGCUACACCAUUGGUUACAGACAAUGAUGACGCGCCGAAAAACGUCACCUCAUCCAAUAGGCGAAACUUCGUCUUCACUGCACUCUCUCAGGACGAAAAGCCAAAGGUAACCAAACGGAAGGCUGACGCAAAUGUAAAUACUCCGAAGCUUAUAAAGAAAUUGAAGACUGACGACCCAAAUGACAAGCUGUUUCCCUACGCAGAGCAGAAUGUGAAACAGUUCCUAGAAACCCAAUGGGAGAGCAGUGAUGUGAAAGAAGUUGUCACGGCGUUGCGAAAGCUGGCGCUUGAAGAUAAGGAGAAAAGCGUUGACGGGCAUGUCACCAUACCCGGAGAGGAUGCGUCCAAAGAAGUUCAGAUUGAAGGUCUAGUCAAUAAUGUGAAAUGGCAGAUGUCGUCGGACCGUAAGGCGGGCCCGCUCAAACAGCUACAGGGAAUGAUUUGGAAGCAAGGCUACGAUAAGGGAGAUAUAAAGGGCCACGUAUACGAUGACGUAUCCUCAGCACUAGAGCAGUGGAAGUCUGUUGAUGGACAGAAAGUCUACAUCUACUCAUCUGGCUCUGUCCAAGCCCAAAAGCUCUUGUUCGGUCAGUCCCUGGCUGGUGAUCUAUUGCAGUAUAUCGAAGGUCACUUUGAUACUGCAGUUGGUGCUAAACAGGAGGCUGCCAGCUACUCUGCCAUUGCCGAGAAGAUCGGCAGCAAGCCUGACAAUGUUCUAUUUCUGACUGAUAUAGUGAAAGAGGCUGAAGCCGCGCGAACUGCCGGCUUACACGCAGUGCUAGUUAGCCGGGAGGGCAAUGCUCCACUCCCCUCUGAGGCCACGGAAAGUUUUACAGUAAUCCACUCAUUGGGCCAGCUCACUUCCAACAAACGCAAGACCGACCCACAGGAAGAGCAACCUGCUAAAGUUCCUAAGACUGAUCUGAGUACUGACGUUAAGACUACAGCAGAGGCAGAAAAAGCCAAAAAAGAAACCUCAACGGAGGGAAAACUAAACGAACCUGAAAAGAAAAAAGACGAACCUGAAAAGAAAAAAGACGAACCUGAAAAAAUGGAAGUUGAUGAGGAGUCUACACCUGUACAGACCACAAACGAACCCAAACUUAACAAGGAUGAAAAUAAAGAGCAAAUCGCCAAAGUGGUCGUCGAAGAGGUUAAAGAUGCAAUGGACAGUGAUAUUCCUACUGUGGACGAGAAAACAACUAUUGUAACCGAUAAUAGAGAAAGUCAGGCUGAUAAACAAGAGACUGAAAAAAUGGAAACUGAUAUCAUUAGAAAAACGGAGGAAACCAAAGUGACUGUUGAUGAAAAAACAGUUGAGAGUGAAAAGGUAGAAGCAGAGAAACCGGCGAAGUCAGAACCUGUUAUACAGAAGUCAGAAUCUGAAAAUCCUAAGUCAGAACCGGAAAAAAAGAGGUCAGAACCGGAAAAACAGAAGUCCGAACCGGAAGAACAAAAGGCAGAGAAUGAAAAACAGAAGGCAGAGAAUGAAAAACAAAAGUCAGAGCCUGAAAAACAGAAAUUAGAGCCUGAAAAACAGAAGCCAGUUCUUGAAAAACCGAAGACAGAGCCUGAAAAACAUACUUCAGAACCUGAAAAUAAGAAGUCAGAACCUGAAAAAAAGAAGUCCGAGUCAGAUAAACCAGUAGAAGUCAGUAACAAAAAGACUGAAGUUUCAGAAAAACUAACUGUGCCAAAAGAAAAAGUAGAAGUAACCGAAGUUAAAGAACAGGCACCUCUUGCUGAAGAAACAAUCAUUACCGAAAUCGAAGAAAUCACUGAUAAAGAAAAUCUUUCGGAGAUGGUAGAAAUUAUUGAAGACUUAGAACCGGUUGUAGAGGAACCUAACGGAAGUGAGGAUAUGGAAUUACAAAACGUUGGUGAUGUUUUAGAGAAAGAAUGUGAUGAGAUCUUAUCAAAAGUGCAGGAUGUAACGAAUUUGGAUAAUAUUCCAUUAAAGUCCACAUUAAAUCCAAUUGCUGAAGAGACAAUGGAAACCGACAAUUUAGAUUCUAACGAUAUCAUGGAAAGGAUAUUAGACCAAGAAACGGAACUGGAAACGCAACAGGCUGAAAAUGCUCCGAAAACAGUAACGGAAGUAGUUGAUGACAUAAAAACAGAUAAAGUAGAAGAAACAGCAGAAAAGGCGGUAAAAGAAAAAGUAGUUAAAACUACAGAAAAAUCACUAGAAGACAAACUUGAUGCUGUAGAAGAAAAAACGAAAAGCGAGGAAACAAAGGAUGCUAAAGACCAAAUUAUUGCCACGAAAGCAAAUAAUGUCUCAGAAGUCAAAGGAACUGACAGCAAGAUCGAAAAAGAAAUUCCUCCUGAAGUAACUGCAAAAGAUACUAGUCAAAAAGUAGAAGAAAAAUCUAAACCAGAAUCGGCAAGCAAAACAGAGGAAACUAAAGUUGAAGAUAAAGUUGCAACUUCCUCGGAAAAAACCGAUGAAAACACAUUAGCCGAUUCAAAGGAAAAGGAUAAAGCUACGGAAGAACAAAAACCUAAAGAAAGUGCCCCUGAGGUAAACGGCGAUGCGACAAAUGGUGAUAAGGAAUCAGUGAAUCAAAACGGAGACAGUAAAGUUGAAGAAUUAAGUUCACGGUUAUCUGUGGAGAAUGGUAAAGAAGUGAAUGGUUCAAACGGUGACUCGAUGGAUGCUGAAAACGGAACAGACAAAAAAGUCGAUGCGGAUGUGGCCGAUAUCAAAAUUAAAACCGUCACAACAGAGGAGCCGCAUAACGAACUUAUAGAGCAACCUACUGAAGCAUAAAAUAUCUUGUGUGGGGCGGGAUGUAAUUCCAGGCGUCGUAACGUUGGUUCUCAUCACACGACAAGACUGAUGCUGCUUCCGCGCUGACAUCACCUAGUUUAUAUGUAUUGAACUUUCUAUACCGAGCGGUGACACUUUUGUACAUUGCCGACAUAAAGCAAUACCACGUGACUAUACAGUACCAUACUUAUGCGCGUUUUCUAGUUCGAUUCGAUAUUUUUCGGAUACUGGCCUAUUUGAUUUUGGGGCAUACAAUGUAUGAAAUCUUAGGCUUCAUCGUAACGAAAGUCAAACACUUAUUUGCUGGUUGGCCAAGAUAUGGAGACAGAAACUAGGCUUCGUAUGUCUCUUAAAAUAUUAUCGCAUUUCAUACAUUUCCCGAAUUCCAAUUGGCAUAGCGUUAUCAGGUCGGAUACUGUGUUCGUAAUUCUAAAAUAUAGAAACACAUUUUCAAAAUAAAUAUGUCAUCCUUACAAGUAUGAUUUCUGCUAAAAAAAUUAUUCCAUUUUUGGGAUUAAAACAUAUGGUUACUGUAAAGAUAGAUUUAAGAAGUACGGUAUAUUUUCUACUUAGAAUCUGUGUAAGUCAAUGAUUACAUAUAAGAUUAUACAUGUUCAAAUAUAAGAUAUUUUUGCUUUUUAAGUGUGUGGUAUACAAUUCAUAUAUGUUAUAAUAAUGUAUGAAAUUAGUGUAAGAUUUUAAGAUUUCUCCUGAACAUUACAAACUUAUUAAGCUUAAAUGUUUUGUAUUAACGUUGUUUACGUAUAUUUUAAAUGUAUAUUGUAAGUAGAAUGUAAAUCGAUUUUAUAUUAAUUUGAAAUGUUUUUUAAAAUGUGACAUUACUAUUAUUAUAUUGCACGAGUAAAUUCGACGGCUAAUAAAAGGCUAAUUCGCAUCACAGAUGCGUAAACUAAAUUUGAUAGAAGCAGGUGAUACUUCGUCCGAAUUUCACGUAUACAAAUCUCUAAAUGAAACAAAAUUGACAGAUUAAACAGCAGUGCUGUCAUAUUUAUAAUAUUUGAGCUACAUAAUUAAAGGACUAUUUUAAAAAUUAGCAAUUCACUUUAGUUUAGAGAUUUACGUGCAACAGAAUUGGCACCAUUGCUUAAGUUUAUUAUCCGAAGCCAGACUAAUCUGUGUGUCUCAUUAACUGCAUGCACUGUUGAUAUCGUAGCGCCCGCUCUCGCUCUUUUACACAAUAAGCAAACAAAAUUUAUAACUGUCUCACAUCACAAGGAUCUUCACUUGCACACUUGUCUGCAUAAAGUCAGUUAAAAUCUGUCUGUUUUGUCUGCCAGAACACACAGAUUGUAUGCCAUGGGCGAUGUGUCAACUUCUUCGGAUUUUGAUAUGUAUGCUUGUUGUUUACUACUUUUGUUUGCUUGUACAUAUGAGAAUAAUUUAGACAUCACAACACAUAAACUGGGUUGUGUAAACAUUUGAGGAAACCGCAGUAUUAUUAGUCGCCCUCCAACUGUUAUGUACACUACAGUUUGUGUGUUGCGGUGUCAACAUGCACACAAUACAGGGUCGGAAUGAAACGUGCCUCUUUUAAAGCGGGAAGUUUGGUUUUCUUGUCUUUUAUAUAAGUGCAUAAUAACAGAUUUACCGGUUUUCAUUGCAUUACAGAGUCUUAGGCUUUAGUAAAGAACCGCCUGCUUGCGCUCAAUUUAGUUUACUGAUAAUUGAUGUGAAUAUACCAAUGUAAUUAUAUGACAUUCCUUUAUAAUUGAUUGUAUUAAGAAAAUUAGUUAGGUGCUUUUUAUACUAUUAACUCUUAGACUCGUCGUCGUCGUGUUUAAGUAUGAACUUUUACUUUUAUAUUGCACUUAAGAUCCUUACAUAUGCUUGGUCAUAGUAUUAACAAGUAUGUUUUGUUCUCGAAUGAGAUCUCGACUUGAUUUCGAACGAGUUUGAAAAUUAAAGUGGCUAAUAUUUAAUGUCAUAGAGACCGGUAUCUGGAGUGAUUACAGAGUUUAUUAUAGAUAAUAUAUUCUGGUCUUUCUGGACAACCUAGCCGGAUAGAUUCAAUCUCUUAAUAAGCUCAUUUUUUUUUUUCAUACAAUCGGUCUGAUUGCUUAAAGCUUUAAGUCACAAUUAUACAAACACUAAAUAAUUAUUUCUAAUAAAACACUCUAAACUACCCACUUUUGGAUUGAGACCAAUAAAUAUUAAUAUUUUUUUUACCUUCAAAAACGGGCACACUUCUGUUAGUCUUUGAAGGUUUUUCGGAUUGUAUGUAUCUAUUAUUAAGUUAAUAAAUGACUUUAAUCAAGCGUAUGUUAAGUAUAUUGUAUCAGUAAUCAACAUUUAAAAUAAGACUUAUAAAAUAAGGUUUUGACAGUGAAAGUAUCGUACUUUACCCCGGCUCCACACAGCGCAUUUAUUGUUACCAAUUUGGCCAUCAAUUGUACUAGGCAUGCACACGGUAGACUCUCGGUAAAAACAAAGUGAAUAUGUCUAAUAUAGAAGUUGCUGUUGGUAUCGUUAUUUCUAGUUAAUAAAAAGUAUUUCAAAAUUUUUGUUAGUUCACAUAGAUGACGUACUCUACAUGCCUGGCAACAGUCCCAACUGGGAAUAUUGGUAAACAUUUCCUUUGGAAAAAAAACCGAUAUAGAUCGGUCAACGUUGACUAAAAAUUUUAUCGAUCUAUCUCCUGUCGAGGAGCCGGGGUAAUACUAAUAAGACGCGAGCUUAGGGGAUGGCAUUGUACAUUAUUUGUCACCGCUUGUCGUAUUUGGCUAAGGUAAGUUUAUUCCUAAGUAUUAACUGUAUUGUGAUCUUAAUUAUCGUACAUAUUACAAUAUUUUCGUAAUUUUUCUUACACUGCCAAAUCACUUGCCUUCGCUCACUCCCCGUUGGUUCGUCCGGCAUUGACAGAACAAGACUGGAAAGAGGUAAUUAAUGCUAUUAAGGCUGUGUUUAUAAGUACAGGCGCUAAUUUCUAAAUAUACUGUGCACAUACUAAUCUCAAUGAAAUUUUUAUAAAAAAAAAAAACUUCAGUGGUUUAUAAAAUAAAAAUGCUAAUAUAGAACGUUUACUAGAUUUAAGCUAAAAUUAGUCAAUUAUUUAUAAUCUUUUAGUUCGUAAGUUUAACUUUCAAAAUUUAUGUUUUUUUAUGUGAAAUAAAAAAAAAUAUAAUAUUCAGCUAAUAGUUCAAAAUAUAUAAAUAACACUAUUUUAUAGUAAUAUUCUGCUCAAGCUCUAAAAUCGGUCUUCUUUAAAAGUGUUUUUUUUUUUUAAAUAUUAAAAACUAUUUAAAUUAGUUAUCACCAUAAAAUAUAUCGGCCAUCCUAUUGUAUCGUGACAUAGUAUAUUUUGAAAUUAGGCAAGACAAACGACUGAUUUUUUUUCUUUACCGAAUAAAAAACAAAAUACACUUAUUUAUUACACAUUUAUGUAUUACUACGAGGAUUAGGACCAAAUAUUUUACUAAUAGAUACAGCCAUAGUGGCGGUAAAAAAAAUAUUUUAAAAAUGGUUUACGAAUUUUUCAAUUAUUAACAGUUAUAUACUGUUACAGAAAAAUGAAAUUAAUUAGUUGGACCGAUUUCCUUGCUUGGUUUGGUAGUUAUUUUUACAAUAUGAUUCCCUCCAUUAUUUUCCUUACAAAACAGUAAAUACAUUUGGUCCUGAAACUUAGUUCUAUAAGUACCUAUUUAUUAUAUUUCGUACGUAAUUUUUCAUCAUUUAAAGCUACUAUUGAGCCAUAAACAAGACUGACCGUUUCUAUCACAGAUUUUCUUUGGUAUACCUUUUUUAUUAUAUGUUUAAAAAUAAAAAAAGGUACAUGUGAGUAAAAAUAUGGUAAGUACCACAGUAAUAAAAAUUGAUUUUUAAGUUUAAAUGUUUGACUUUGUCGAGUGCAACAAACAAUAAUGCUAGGAUUAGAUGGUCACAUGAUUCACAAAUCGUGCGUAAAGAUAUUCGAUAUAAUAAUAAUUAAACUAUUACACCAAAUAAUAAUAAAAAAACAAUACAGGAACCAAAAAAACUUGUGAACAAAUAUAUGGCAUAAAGGCGGCCUUAUCACUGGUAGUGAGUGAUCUCUUCCAGGCAAUCAAAUACAAUAUGUUUAUUUUCUGUCAUCGUAUUGUGUAUAAAUUAAUUGUUUACGUGAUCGCCUGAAGAUUACGUUAAUUUUCUGCUAUCGUGUUGUGUAUCGAUUAAUUGUUUACGUGUUCGCCUGAAGAUUUAAUAUACCUACACGUAAACAAUGUAAAAAUAUUUCAAAUCCAUGCUCGCAAUGUGAAUGGCGCGAAUAUCUGAACCUAGCAUAUUAUUUAUUUUAUAUACCUACUAGUCAUGGUGCCCAGAAUCUCUCAAUAAUUAUUAUUAGUUCUUUGUUGUUCGUAACAUGAACUGGUUAGGAAAUAUGUAUGAACAUGGUUACUAUUUUGUAUUAUUUAAAUUAUAGUUUCUAAAUUUACGUUCCUUUAGUUAUAAGAAUGAGAGUGUCGUCGAUUUGGCAAACUAACGUGGAGUGAGGGACCAAGUCUCUUAUCUAGACUGAUUUUUACUAAUUUGUACUCUCAACUUCCAGUCAAUAUAAACAACCGGCAUUUUUUAAACAAUUUUUGUUUUGUUUAUAACUUGUCGAGAUUGAUACAUGAGAGAAGCUUAAAUAUGAUAGUAUGUCUCCCAUUAGUUUCCUAGGCUACCUUUGUAUAAAUAACAAGAUUUUGAAGUCUUCUGAAAUGUAUUAAUUUUAAUUAUCACAACUAAUGACGUUAAAAUAUAAUGGAUGUAGAAUUUUAA